This is a messenger RNA of Pomacea canaliculata, 3456 nucleotides long. RefSeq names its product polycomb complex protein BMI-1-like. The record is from RefSeq and is a predicted model, not a curated record. Lineage: Eukaryota; Metazoa; Mollusca; Gastropoda; Architaenioglossa; Ampullariidae. Gene Ontology annotation, molecular function: promoter-specific chromatin binding. Gene Ontology annotation, cellular component: PRC1 complex. Gene Ontology annotation, biological process: negative regulation of transcription by RNA polymerase II.
CGCGCGGAGAAUUGUAGGGUUUCGGCGAUUACCGUAUAGCGUCUUUGUGUGCUUCGUGCGUUCUCUCUUGUUUUUAUCGGGAGUCUGACCACCGAACGGAAAGACUUCCUGGCGUGCCGUUGAUGGUCCAGAGAAAGAUCUUUGUGAGCCGCUAGAAGACCAGUCGCCGGCUGUAGACCACACCAUGUUCCGGUGCGCCAAGAUUCGCGUCAUGGAUUUGAACCCCCACCUCAUGUGCGUGUUGUGGGGCUACUUCAUCGACGCCACGACUGUCAUCGAGUGUCUCCAUUCUUUUUGCCGCACUUGCAUCGUUCGAUAUUUAGAGUCGAGCAAGUUCUGUCCAAUCUGCGACGUUCAAGUCCACAAGACUCGUCCACUUUUAAACAUCAGAUCGGACAAAACACUCCAAGACCUUGUCUACAAACUCGUGCCUGGACUUUUCGAAGAAGAGAUGAGAAGGAGAAGAGAGUUUCAUAAGAACCUAUCCGAAGACAAAAUAUCACACCUGAGUUUAGAGGAGAGGGGACUGGCGCACAUGGUGUCUGCCCACAGACUGACCGAUGAAAACAUUUCCGUUGUGCUGGAACUGUCCAACCUUUUACUUCGUGCAUCAGACUUUUCGAAACGACCCGCCAGUCGCAGGAAGGCUGGUGACAGGCGCUACCUACUGUGUCCAGUGGAAGUCAGCAUAGGUCACUUGAAAAAGUUCAUCAGGCUGAAAUUUUCUCUUCCUCAGCAUUAUCAGAUCGAUGUCUUCUGCUCGCACUCAGACGAGGAGCCAUUGAGCGACGACUUCACUCUCCUGGACAUCAGCUUCAUCCACACCUGGAGCAGGGAGAAGCCGCUGCGCCUGUUUUACUCGGUGUACGUCAAACCGCGCGCCAAGAGGCGGAAGAAGAAGGCACAGUCGUCUGACUCCAAGAAGACUCGGACGGCCAGCCCCACGUCAAACGAUGUCACUGUCGAUGUCAAAACCAGCGUGAUCCCUUCUUCGGCCACACCACUUACUUCUCUUAGUACACCCGCCACUGGCGACACCGUCAGUUCCAUCAAAGAGACGGAGCCAAGUCCGACUGUGAAGGUGGUGCCAGAAGCUGUCGACACCCAGGACACGAGGCCGGUCGUCAAGGAGGAGGUGGCAGAGAAAGCGGAAACAGCAGUCAUCAUCAGCGCGCCUACCGUGAAGGAGACGGGCAAGGUGCGGGCCGCUGCCAGUCGCAAGAGCUCUACGGACAGCGGUUCGGACAGCCGCGCGUCCUUCAGUGACAACAGCAAGUCGGCGCGCAGUCGCGCCAGCUCCACCGACAGCAAGUCCGGCAGCAUCAGCGCGGCCAGCGACUCAGCCACCACCAGAUCCUCAUCUUCCUCUACCAGCUGGGCCAGCCGCUCCACCACCACCACAAGCACCAGCACCAGCCCAAAACUGCCCGGCAGUCGCACAACAGCCCCAAACCGCAGCUACCCAUGUUGGGGACCAAACGAACCAACAGCCCCAAGCCAGGAGGGCCAGGAGGCGGGUCUAACGGAACCCGGACUGCCAGCCCCAAGCUCCCUGCCAGUCGCAGCAGCAGCAGCAGUAGCCGCACCGCUAGCCCUAAGCCUGUCAAUGGCAGAAACGGCAGCAGCAGUGUGGCGGUAGCAGCGAGCGCUGGAACACCAUUGACGUCACUUCCGGUCGGGGAGAGCAUCUCGGUGGACGUGAGCGUCGGUGCGGGGUCCUCCUCGUCGUCAGAGAUCUCGCCGGAUGUGACGUCCCCGGGCGCUGAAGACCGCGCCAACAGCGGCGCCAUGGCGGAGGUUCCUGGUGAAUUCGAGCGCGGAGAGCACGUGUGUAACGUGGCAGCCACCUUUCCGUCGUCCAAACCCUCCCGGACUUAAAGGCCUCGUGCAGCGCGGGGCAGCCUCCCGCCAAAGGAGGAGGUGGAGGUGGUGGUAACCAGAGUAAGACCUUCUGUGCGCAUACCCACAGCAAGGACGCUGCUGCCAAAGUCCAGGCCAAAGGCUCGCAGACCCACAGACAGUCGCCCGGUCGGACUAAUGGGAGUGCCCGUCGGUAGAACCCCGCCCCAUCACAGGCGAGCGAGGCUGGCGCAUCACCUUUUAAACAGAACCCUGCAGCCACAACACACAAAGAGAAGUAGUACGCAAUAGGUGCAAACUUUGGUAUACUUUUUCAGUCGUUUACACAGUGCGAACCUCCUCCUCACUCGCCAACAGUGGAAUGGCUUUUUUUUUUAUGACCCAAAUCAUUGCGGAGUGGAUGUGUGGUUUUGUGGCGCCGAACGUGUCCCGUGUGAAAUCGUCACAAGUGACGGAUGACUUUUGGAGGAAAGGUCGAAGUGUUUGUUACUUUGAUGGCAGCUUGUGCAAACUUCACCUUAUUCCGUCUUGGUAACGGAAUAAGGGGCAAAGGUUUAUUUUUUCGUUGUUUUUACGUUUUCAUUCAUAUCCCGGUUAGGGAUAAAGUUAAAAAGAACUUUCCGUGCAAAGCUACCCUUAGGACACUGUUAUAUAUUUGACUGUGCUGGCGUUCCCAUAGCUGGAACCUGCAGCAGGUUGACCCUGUAUGUCUGCUAACAGUCGGGUGCUUGAAGCACACUUUGACGAGCUACAAGAUUUGUCUAGCUAAGCUGUGACGCGUUGUCAGCUGGAGCCUGCUGCACGAGUUUUUGUUUAUUUUUUUUUUAAGCUUGGUUUCAGUUCCCAUUUAAGCUGGGCCCAGGAGUGUUAUUCUGUGCUUACGUAUCGACAUUGCUACAUGUGAAAUGUUCAUCCGCUUCUUCGCCCUGUACCCCACCCCCAACCCGUAUAAAGAUACAACGACGUGGAAAAUGCUUGCAUGUGUUUUCCUCCCAUGCCUCUUGAUUUUUUCUGCUUUUUUUUUUUUUUUAUAAUCGCGAAGCAUAAUUGAUCACAUUGCUUGUUUAUUCAGACGACUAGAGCGUGAAGGUUUAUUGGGAAGGUGGUGGGAGAGGAAUAGUUUGUCCAGAAAUAAUUUUGCUGUAAACGUGCAAAUCAGAUUAAAGACUUUUAUUUUCUUCUGGACUGGCAAGGUUAGUGUGGACAUACAGGCUGCCAGGAAACGUGUGUUAGCGUAAGAAAAGAAAGUGUUUUGAGGGCAUUGAUUCUGAUUAUAAAGCAGCACCUUUGUGCACCUAGUCUUACGCUAAGCUAAUGGCCUAGUGGGGCUCCAUGUGAGGAGUAUUUUGCGUUCGCAAGACAUUUAUCACGAUAUAGUGGAUGGGGAAAUUAUGGUCUAGUUAAUUUGUGAUUAAUCAAAUUAGAAAAAAUGACUCGAUUAGUAUUGACAGUCUUUAUCAUCUGUUUACCGAGCACAUAGAUCAGAGUCUUGUUAUUAUACAAAAAGAACGAACAAAUCAUUUCGUUCUUUUAUCAAUAUGAGAGAGAGACUGUGUGGGAGAGCGCGAAAAGGAGAAAAUAAAGCUUUUAAAUAAA